GGUCACGUGAGACAAACCGGAAGCCCGAGGAGGCGGUCCGGGGUUCUUUCCCCAGUGUCCGGAGAGGGGCUCCUCAGGUCUGCCGCCGGGAUGGAGCGGGCGCGCGCGGCGGGGGAGCGUCUCUUGAGGCGCGUGCGCGGGGCGGAGGCGCUGCGCGAGGCCUGCCGCCAGUACCCGCUCUUUUGCUGCCUCCUCCUGGGGCUCAGUGUGGCCACCAUCCUGCUCAGCAGGUACCUUCACGUUUUAAUGAUCUUCUGGUCAUUUGUGGCAGGCGUUGUGACAUUCUAUUGUUCCUUAGGUCCGGAUUCUCUGUUACCAAACAUACUGUUUACAAUAAAACAUAAAACCAAGCAAUUAGAACUACAAGAGCCAUAUUCCCAAGGGUUCAGCUGUGAUGUAUGUGGUAACAUCAAGUGUAAUAGGCAUAGGCUUGCAUUGCUGCUAGAAAAUUAUCAGCCAUGGCGAGACCUGAACGUUCCCUCUAAAGUUGAUGCUUCGCUCUCAGAGGUGUUUGAGCUGUUGCUGGAUAACUUUGUUUAUCCUUGGUACAGGGAUAUAACUGACGAUGAAUCUUCUGUGGAUGAACUAAGAGCAACUUUAAGAUUUUUUGCAUCUGUGGUAGUACGCAGAAUUUACAAGGUGGAUAUUCCAACAGUUAUAACAAGGAAAAUGCUGAAGGUUGCCAUGAAGCAUAUAGAAGUAAUAGCCAAAGCCAGACAGAAAGUGAAAAAUGCUGAAUACUUACAGCAGGCUGCUUUGGAAGAGUAUGGGCCAGAGCUCCAUGUGGCUUUGAGAAGUAGGAGAGAUGAACUACAUUACUUAAGGAAACUUACUGAGCUUUUGUUCCCCUACAUUCUGCCUCCAAAGGCAACGGCCUGCAGAUCAUUCACCUUACUUCUAAGAGAAAUUCUCUCUGGUUCUGUCCUCCUUCCCUCCAUGGAUUUCUUAGCUGAUCCGGAUACUGUGAAUCAUCUGCUACUCAUCUUCAUUGAUGACAGUCCUCCUGAGAUCGCAACAGAGCCUGCAUCAGCAUUGGUUCCCUUUCUACAGAAGUUUGCAGAUCCCAGAAAUAAGAAGCCCUCAGCCCUGCAAUUGGAAUUGAAAGAAAUCAGAGGCCACCAGGAUCUUUUCUUUCUCUUCAUGAAUUUUUUGAAAAAAGAAGGAGCAGUGCAUGUAUUGCAGUUUUACCUUGAUGUAGAGCAAUUUAAUGACAGAAUUUUACAGCCAGAAUUAUCCAAUGAUGAAAUGAUGGCUCUUCAUGAAGAAGUAGUGAAAAUCUACAAAACAUACUGCUUGCAUCAGAGCAUUGACAAAAUUAAAUUUGAUCCUUUCAUUGUGGAAGAGAUACAGAGUAUUGCUGAAGGACCCUAUGUCGACGUUGUCAAGCUGCAAACAAUGAGAUGCUUCUAUGAAGCCUUUGAACAUGUUUUUUCCCUCUUAGAGACUGUCUUCAUACCUAGAUUCUGCCACACUGAUGAAUUUUUCAGAUAUCUCUUAAAAGAAGAUGAAUCCCCAACGCGCAAUUCCAAAUCAAACAAGAGUUCCCAGAAAAAAGGAGAAUCUGGAAUCAGAAGUAUAAGUAGUAAAAUCAAAGGAGUCUUCAAGAGUACCACAAUGGAAGGGGCUGUGCUGCCCAGCUAUGGCCUCGGUGAAGGAGAGGAUGACUUUAUUGAAGAAGGCAUUAUGGUAAUGGAAGAUGAUUCUCCUGUGGAAGCACUUAGCGCACCAAAUACCCCUCGCAAUCUUGCCGCUUGGAAAAUUACCAUUCCAUAUGUGGACUUCUUCGAAGAUUCCUAUGAAAGGAAAGAGAGAAGGGAGAGAAUUCCAGUAUUUUGCAUUGAUGUGGAGAGGAAUGACAGAAUGGCAGUUGGGCAUAAACCCGAGCACUGGUCUGUCUACAGAAGAUAUCUGGAAUUUUAUGUCCUUGAAUCAAAGCUAACAGAAUUUCAUGGUACAUUCCCUGAUGCUCAGCUUCCUUCAAAGAGGAUCAUUGGACCAAAGAACUAUGAAUUCCUAAAGUCAAAGAGAGAAGAGUUUCAGGAAUACCUGCAGAAACUUUCUCAACAUCCAGAGCUAAGCAACAGCCAGCUUUUGGCUGACUUCUUGUCUCCCAAUGGCGGUGAAACACAAUUCCUUGACAAAAUGUUGCCUGAUGUAAACCUUGGCAAAAUUAUAAAAUCUGUUCCUGGAAAACUAAUGAAAGAGAAAGGCCAGCACUUGGAGCCAUUUAUUAUAAAUUUUAUUAAUUCCUGUGAACCUCCCAAGCCUAAGCCAAGUAAACCAGAACUUACUAUUCUCAGCCCUACAUCUGAAAACAACAAAAAGCUUUUUAAUGAACUCUACAAGAACAAUGCAAACCGUUCAGAGAACUCAGAAAGAAGACAAAAUCAGAACUACUUUAUGCAAAUGAUAACUGUCGAAGGAGUCUAUGACUACUUAAUGUAUAUUGGUAGAGUGGUGUUCCAUAUACCUGACUGGCUUCAUCACAUCCUGAUGGGAGGCCGGAUUCUCUUCAAAAACACCUUAGAGGCAUACACCGACUACUACUUGCGGUACAAGCUGGAACAACUCUUUCAGGAGCACCGUUUGGUGUCACUUAUCACACUUUUGAGAGAUGCUGUGUUUUGUGAGAACUCUGAGCAUCGGCCUCUUCAAGAUAAGCACAAACGAGCAAAGCAGACCUUUGAUGAAAUGAUGAAGUACAUUCCAGAUUUAAUAGGGAAGUGCCUUGGAGAAGAGGCCAAAUACGAAGGCAUCAGACUUCUGUUUGAUGGAUUACAGCAGCCAGUGCUUAACAAACAGUUAACGUAUGUUCUUCUGGAUAUUGGAAUUCAGGAGCUAUUUCCAGAACUGAGUAAUGAGAUGCCCUAGGAUUUGCGGCUGAUGUUGACAUCCCCUUCUGCUACCUUGUCCCAUUUCCUUUAUCCUCUGUGAAAAAUCCUGGGCCCAGAUGGAUCCAAAGAUCUGCAAGGAGAAGAAAUCCCAACCAUGGCUCCCUUCCUUGAACGGCUGAGCUAGGGCAAGACUUUGGGUGAUGCUCUGCAACAGUCCACGUGCCAGGGUUUCUGCACUGCUUUUGUUGGCAUGCAGCCUGAAACAGGAGCUGUCAUUCUGCACAAACAGAAGAACAAAUGGAUUUCAGUUCUCAUACAUAAGACUCAUGCUUUAAGCCAGAAGAAAGCCUUUGUUCACACAGAAGAAGCCAUCUGAGGAAGGAGGGGCACUUCUGAAAUCACCUCAGUAAUUUUGAUUUUUAUAGCUCUUGCACAUUGUUUAUGAGAGUGAGUUUUGGGAGUGGUUCCAUUGCUGGUUUCUGAGAAGCACAGAGAGCAGUUUUAUUGAGCACUACGCAAUUGAAGAAUUGGACAAUGGACAAACCAAAGUCCUUUUUGUUCCAUUAAUCAGCCUUCGGUCAGAUUUCUCUGGAGAUUGACAAGCAAAAAAAAACAGAACCAUUCCUUAUUGUGUAUCCCAACAGUACCAUUACCAAUAGUAAUUAUUCUGAUUACCAAUAUGGAACGACCGUAGUUGUUGAAUGAUCCGUUCUCUAUUCAUUUGACUUGGCCUUUUAAAGCAAUGUGUUCUAGUUGUUAUUGCAGGUUAUUAUUUUUUCCAUAGACUCUGAAAUACACAUUGCAGAGAUGCUUUUAUUGGGUCAAAUGAAAGGCAUGCUGUGCAUCAUGCUUCAUCAGGCAAAGAUGGUUAAAAUUCAUGUAGGGAAACAAAAGUGAUGGUGUUUUAAGGUCGUAAGUCUUCAUCUUACUUCAUGUGUUUACUUGAGAUGGUCUUAGUGGAAGUGCAGAUAGAGGCCACAUCUCUUCGUGACCAUAAGGUGACUGGAACACGGGACCCCAACACUUAUCACUUUUUUCCCACACAUACUUGUUUUAACAUCUUAGAAUGAUUAAGAAGCUGUCUGGUUUUGAAAGCUAGUAUGAUUUAUUUUGGCAAAAUUAAUUAAAAAAAUCACUAUAACAUGUAUUUCGGAUUUUGUUGUAUGGUAACAUAGCUACCCUUACAUUUCCCCCCCACAUGGUACAUCAUGAAAUAAAACAUCUUUACCAUGUCAGACUUUGUUUUUAUAACAAAGAAUAUAUUUAUGAUCUCUUUAUUUAUUGUUUCUUCAUCACAGGGUCAUUUUAAUAAAAACGCAGUGGCACUUUUUUGUUUGUUUGGCCUGCUUUUCAUUGAAGACUUGCAUUUUUAAUUUUAGAUUCAGCGAUGUCUUUUUAGUAUUGUUUUACUCAGUUCUUCAAACAUUCAGUCAAACGUAGCCAUACAGGUAUGCAUUUUCAUGUAUUUCAGAGGAUCAGAGCUAUGGUAGUAAUCUCACAGUGUUUCCUACUAUGACUCGGUGAUUGCAACUAGUCUGUCACACAGCUUGCUGGAAAUCCUCCUGUUGAAAUAAAAGAGAACCCCAAAAGCACUCAAUGACAUCCCAUGCAAUUGGGUGUGAGUUCCCUAGAAAUUUGCAGUGGCUUCUGGUCCUUGAGUCUUGUAUUAAUGAAGCUACGUGUUUGGAGUGGAGUUGUGCUUUUUGCAUUAUUGCAUGGCAUGGUUUAGAAUGAUUUCACUGUCUGAAUGGUGCCUUCAGCAAACCAUGCUCAUCUCUGUAUUUACCUAUGACAUUUGAGAAUUUAAGACACUGAACUUCCUAAUCAAUUUAUUCAAACUAAUUGUGUUUACUGCUAUAAUACAUAUUGCUGUAUUCUGUUUGUUUCCUGGCUGGAUAAAUUAAAUCAAGGUGAUUCUCUCCCCGUCCCCCAUUUUGUUGCCCUUAACAGGUUGAAAAGCAUUUUUUCUCCACAUCAGAUCACUGAAUUAACUCUAUUCUGUAGAUGACUGUUAUGUUCUGGUUUAAUGGAUGGGUCAUUUGUGUAGUUUUGUACAUUUUUGCCUGUAUAUACAACGAACUAAGUUUGGAGAAAAAUAUCUUUACUCAAGAAAAAUUAAACUUUAUUAUUGACUGAA
Molecule: messenger RNA, 4971 nt
Organism: Anolis sagrei ordinatus
Lineage: Eukaryota; Metazoa; Chordata; Lepidosauria; Squamata; Anolidae
Gene: SNX14
Product: sorting nexin 14
Biological process (GO): autophagosome maturation
Cellular component (GO): late endosome
Molecular function (GO): phosphatidylinositol-3,5-bisphosphate binding
Source: RefSeq, a predicted model, not a curated record